Molecule: messenger RNA, 741 nt
Organism: Knipowitschia caucasica
Lineage: Eukaryota; Metazoa; Chordata; Actinopteri; Gobiiformes; Gobiidae
Source: the annotation of a GenBank genome assembly
AUGAACUACUUCAAACGUGUUGACGCACAGAAACGCACAACUGUUCUGGAUGCUCUUCUGAAGAUUCAAAACGAAAGGGGUCAGUCCACUGGUACCUCGGAGGAGCUCAUUGAGAUGGUGGUGCUCUUGCUGGCUCAUUUUGCUGAGAAGGAAGAGCAUCUCCUACAGUUCAUCGAUAAGACCAGCCUUGCUGAGGAUGUUCAGAUGGAGAAUGUGCCACCUACACCCUGCCUCAUUGUGUGUGGCCUACUUGCUCGAUUCUACAUAUCUGAUCUUACAACACUAGUGAUAAAUUCAGAAUUCAAAAGGAUCACCACCGUCCCAUUGCAGUGCAAGUUCCUGUACAGACUGGAUCUCUACUCCGCUAAGCUGAGUGAGCUGUUUCUAAAGAGAGGGGGGCAGUUGGGCCAAAAGCUCAAAAGUCUCAUGGCACCAGUGACCGAUGGUGUCAGUGUGCAUGUGAGGCGGGAGUGCAUCCUAAAGGGACUCUGUGCGUAUAUGGGCGAAGACCACGAACAGCUGGUUCGGGAAUAUAUGACCUACACUCCUCAUUCAGACCUCAUUCAGACCUACACUCCUCAUUCAGACCUACACUCCUCAUUCAGACCUACACUCCUCAUUCAGACCUACACUCCUCAUUCAGACCUACACUCCUCAUUCAGACCUACACUCCUCAUUCAGACCUACACUCCUCAUUCAGACCUCAUUCAGACCUACACUCCUCAUUCAGACCUCAUUUAG